Naegleria gruberi is the source of this 348-nucleotide messenger RNA. RefSeq lists its product as uncharacterized. The record is from RefSeq and is a predicted model, not a curated record. The transcript has a single exon. Bases 1 to 348 code for a protein of 115 amino acids. Lineage: Eukaryota; Heterolobosea; Eutetramitea; Acrasida; Naegleriidae.
AUGAAAGGUCCGAAAAUCAAUAUUUUCAAAAAGAGAUUCUUUAAGAUUGAAGGUCAUAAUCUAAUAUAUCAAACGGAUAGUAAGGAUUGCAAAGCUCUUGGUUCAAUUGAUUUGAGAACAGCUCUCACUGAUAUUGCUCCUGAAAAAUCGAGUAAUAAGAGAAAAUAUGUUUUCAGAGUAGAAAUUCCAGGAAGAACCUACUUUAUGUCAGCACCAUCCAAAUUGGAAUGGAGAAGGAAAUGUUAUGGAUUAGUUCUUUCACUUUCUAAUUUGUUAAUUUAUAUGAAGAACUGUAAAGCAGUUAUUGUAAACUUCAAAAUAUUCCGCAUUCCAAUGAUAUUCUAUUGA